Molecule: messenger RNA, 3213 nt
Organism: Cylindrotheca closterium
Lineage: Eukaryota; Bacillariophyta; Bacillariophyceae; Bacillariales; Bacillariaceae
Source: the annotation of a GenBank genome assembly
AUGUCGAGUGGUAAACUUCAUCCAAUCUAUGUGGCUCUUGACGGCCACCAAUAUAGCCGAGCCGUAAAGCUUGCACUUUCACUCCCAGAGUCGAAUACUCUCGGGAAAGCUUUGCUUGCGCAUGCCUACCUCAAGUCAGGUCAGAAGCAUGCUGCCUUGGUCACUUUGAAUAAGAUCGUGGGUGGAUGUUGCGAGCUCAGCGAUGAAUUGAAGAUGUCUUCGCCGGUUGUCAACAGCCCUCAACUUCCAAUUCAGAAGGGCGAGCUCAAAGGUAAAAUGAAAGGAAAAAGCAAGAAAGGGAAGAAGAAGCCAGUACAAGUGACAACGAGAGAGAGUGACAUAGUUGCGACAACCAAAGAUGAAUCAAUGAUGGACAGACUAGAUAAUCAGCCCAGUGUUCCUCCAAAUUGGGAAGAACUACCAUCUUUAAAAGCUGUUAUCACAGAUGAGACAACCCUUGCGACACUAGCAGUCACUCUUCAAAGCUUGAAACUACCAUUGACAGCGUACCAAAUAUACGCGUGGGCAGUCUCAACUGCACCGAGUGAGGAAUUCUUGACUAAAUCAUUCACUCUAGGACUUGGCGUUCUGGCCUCGCCUUCGCGGUGGGACAAGACAUCGAGGGAGAAGAUUGAAACGCAUAUUCUUUCUCAGCUGCAAGUUGUUGCCCUGCAGCUCGCCCGACUGGUGGUACAGCAAGGAGAGAGUGUCUGCUCGAGUAGACUUGCAACAGGUUGGGCUACCCAAGCCGCUCUGUGGCAGUUGCAAUGGCUACCGUACAAUGAAAAAAGACAGCUUAUAUUACCUCGCCUGGCAGAAUCUAUGGCCUUGCGCUUGAUUCAGCAAGAAGUUGGGACUAAUGGUUCUGCUGAGGUUCGACUUUUGUGUCACAGGAUACUUGAGCUCCAGGCAAAGCCAGCAGAUAUGCUGGAGAUUCUCCAGCAGGACUCUAUUCCAAUCGCUGAAGCACCUUCUGGUUCGGAAUUUGGAGUAUCCUUGACUGCUUAUCAAGUACAGACAAUGAAAGCAAAGUUAUUCACCCAAAUUGAAGAUUAUUCUGCUGCAAGAAGGAUAUAUGAAGACCUGUUGGCUCAGAAUCCUGAUGAUUGGACUUGUCUCCAAGGGCACUUGGAUUGCUGCGCCAAAAUUGAAUCUGUUGAUCUUACCUGCUCUUUCGUUGGGAAAAUCAUCGCACAAGAAGGAGCAUCCAAAUACCCUCUUCGGGGUCCUCACUUGAUGAAAGUGGAGCUUGCCGCGCAUUUUGCCCAAUGCGAUUCCAAUGAUGCGUCUUUACGCAACCUUGCUGAUGCGAUCAUUACAUAUGGAAAGACAUUUGGACCCAGAGCGUCUUGCGCCUUCUCUGACCUCGAGUCCUACAUCGAUGUUCUGCUUGAAUCUCGCGACGUCCACGAUGGUGCAAAGGUACUUGUUGCUUUCUCCAUUGAUCUGCAAAAGAAACAUUCGCUACAAUCAAAUGUUGAAGAAAGUACGAAGGACGAUGGCGAGGCCCUUUCGGACCUGCGGGCAUAUAUUUUUGCUGAAAAGCUCAUUCAGAAAGUAUUGGCAUUCAGCAAAGGUUACGAUUGUCCAUCAAUCGCAAAUUGGACUGCAUUGCUUGCCGAGAGGGAAAUCUCAAUUGCAAUGUCAGAAUCGGAUGGAACAGAAGAGGCUGAAAAAGAAAUAAAGCCGGGCGACGAAUUGGCAUUGCUUGCAAUAAACAAGUUGAUGUACAUGAAUCCUGAAGAUACGAGUGCAAAAAUCACUUCUGCUGCCAUUUUGGAAAAAGCGAUUGUCUACUCCCCAAAUAAUCCCUAUUUGAAAUUUGCUGCCAUGGACAUCUAUCACCAACUCGAUGCGACCUCAUUGUCAUGGAAAAUCUACAAGACAUUGAGUCUAAAACAUAUUCAACUUGACUCUUGUUCCUUCGUAAUCCUUCCAUACCUCGUCUGUGGUGGGCUUUACAACGAAACUAUUGAGCUUUGCAACUCGAUGAUACGGUUCCAUACAAUUGCUGCUCGAGAUUGCGGCGAUUAUUCUGGUCGUGCAAUGAAAUCAGGAAUCCUUAGCAAAGCCGACGAGUUCUUAGUAUUUCAGAGAACAAAGAUGAACAGGAGCCUUUCGAUGUUAGAAGCCAAAGGUUUGAUUCUGGAUUCAGCUGCCGUUCUCGGAGAACCUAUUGAAAGGAAGCGAACUGAGCACGAAAUGAUGCUCCACGGAAAGCUGGGACAGUUGCAAGGUAUCGUUGGCGGAGAGAGUGAUUAUGAUCGUGCAAUUCAGAUGACAUCUGAAAUCUUCAAUCCAUUUGCUUCGCUGAGCGUAAUCUCUUGGGCCAAGAGUAUGGAACGUGAAACAGAUUUUGGUGAUAUUACCGACAACAGAGAUUUUUCCAUUCUAUCGCAUCGAUUCCGAUUUUCGAUGCCUCUGGAUCAGAAGCACUCCAUCAUCCACGGUGCGCUUCGGAGAGGCCAUAUUCAUGGGCUUCUUUUACGAGCUGCGAUUUUUGUUGAUGGCAUUAAGGGUCCGAAGAAAGGAAAAGUUGGGGGCCCGAAUGGUGAACUCAAGAGAAGGACCGAAAGCUUUCUUAGAAGUGUUGAAACUGUAGCUAGUUUGAAACUACAAUCCGAAGAAAUAGCAUCUACUGGGGGCAAACACUUGCUUUCGGCACUGGCAGGCAUAUGCCAUGCAUUAUCAGUAGUUGGCUCAGGGACACCCGGAUUGGAAAAGGAUGGCUUGGAAGAACGGGAACUCACUGCUUCGAUUAUCCUAGAAGAACGAUCGCUUGUUCAUCUGAAAGAAGCACAGAAGGCUUUAAGAAACUCCUCUGUGAAGGCAGUCUGUUUCACUCUACCGAACUAUCUCGUCCCGCUGUUUUCUUUGUUUCGAAUGCUGGCGAAGGUUUGCGACCUCUUUGGAUGGGGCAAACGAAAGAGCAAGGGUAGGCGUUGUGCAAGUUCGAUGGCAUCUUUUGCUGGUCAGUUCUGUGCGAUGAUCGAAGACUUUCGCUCUAGCAUGGCAAGAUUACUGUUGUCGAGUGAUGGUCUGAGUUUUGAACAAGAACUACCGCCGCAGUAUCAGAAUAUUUUUUACGAUGAUAUCGCCAAACAGACGCAUCGCAAGAUCAUAGAGGCGCGAAAGGUAACACAGCUUCGCGUUGAUCCCAUUUUGGAAGACAUGGUUGAUUUUUUGAAGUCGUUUGAAGUCUCAGAAGACUGA